Molecule: messenger RNA, 1869 nt
Organism: Rosa rugosa (rugosa rose)
Lineage: Eukaryota; Viridiplantae; Streptophyta; Magnoliopsida; Rosales; Rosaceae
Exons: 3
Coding region: 127-1869 (580 amino acids)
Molecular function (GO): protein dimerization activity
Source: RefSeq, a predicted model, not a curated record
AUUGCUCUUGAUAGGGCGUAUUGCUUCCCUUGUUUUCUAUUUGACACUGAAGAUUCUCACCAUCCAGCAUUCACCAUUGAUGGGUUUAAGGCUUGGAAGAAGGUUUCUGGUAGUGAUAAUGUGUUGAUGAAGCAUGUAGGAGGCCUUAAUUCUCCCCAUCACGCUGCAAUGCAAAAAUGGGAUUUAAUAAGAAAUCCUACCAAACAAAUUGAAACGGUUUUUCAGUCAAAAUAUGUGAAAGAUAUAGAGGACAAUCGAUUGAGGCUUAAGGCUUCAAUAGAAAGUGUAAGAUUGCUAGCUAAUCAAGGAGCUGCUUUUAGAGGCCAUGAUGAAACUGAAGACUCAUUGAAUGUGGGAUAUUUUAGAGAGGUCAUAAAAUCCUUUUCAAGAAUGAGUGUAGAGGUUGAGAGAGUUGUUUUGGGAAAUGCUCCCGGAAAUGCCAAGUACAUUAGUCCAUCAAUUCAAAAGCAACUUCUAAAUAUUCUUGGUAAUAAAGUGAGGAACAAGAUACGUGAAGAAGUUGGAGAUUCCAAAUAUUGUAUUCUUGUUGAUGAAGAAGUAGAUACAUCUAGUAAGGAACAAAUGGCCAUUAUUUUGAGGUUUGUUGAUUGUCAAGGUAUUAUUCGAGAACAAUUUUUUAAGAUUGUGAGUGUUCCUAACACUACCUCACAAACUCUUAAAGAUGAGAUUUCUAAAGUACUUACUAUGUACAAUCUUCAAGUGAGAAAUAUGCGUGGUCAAGGAUAUGAUGGUGCUAGCAAUAUGAGAGCUAAAGGGGUGCAUGACAUUUGGCAAUUUUUUUCAACUUUAAGUUUAAUUGUGAAUUUUGUUGAUUCUUCUGCUAAGCGUCAUUCUGCAUUAAAAGCUGUGAGAAAGGAAGAAAUCGCAGAUUUGGUAGCUUGUGGCCAACUUCAAACAAGUACUGGUGCUAAUCAAGUUUGUACUUUGCAACGAGCUGCUGCUACACGUUGGAGUUCACAUUUUCAUUCAAUUAAGAGUUUGAUUGAAUUGUUUAGUUCAACAAAAAAAACUCUUGAUGAUAUGAUUGAGCAAGCACCCUUGGAAUUUCAAGGACAAGCUUUGUCUAUUCUUAAAGCUAUGAGGUCUUUUGAUUUUGUGUUCUGCUUGCUUCUAAUGCACAAAUUGAUGAAAAUUACUGAAGUUCUUUGUCAAACAUUGCAGCGAAAAUCUCUUGACUUCGUACAUGCUAUGAAGUUUGUUGGACAUACAAAAUCAUUUCUUCAAGAGAUGAGAGAAGAAGGCUGGGAUGACUUGGUAAGAAAUGUAGAAUCUUUUUGUGAAAAGCAUGAUAUUGAUAUGCCUAAUAUGAAUGCUCGUUAUAAGGAUGGUACAGGUCGUGGUUGCCAACAAAGAGGUUUCAUUACAGUUGAGCAUCAUUACCAUAUAGAUGUCUUCAAUGCUUUAGUUGAUUUUCAGUUGAGUGAGUUGAAUAGAAGAUUCUCAGACCAAACAUCUGAACUUCUUAUACUUAGUUCAACCUUGGAUCUUUGUGAUAACUUUAGGAAUUUUAAAACUGAAGAUGCAUGCAAUCUUGCAAAGAAGUUUUAUCCUGAAGAUUUUGUUGAUAGUGAAAUAAUGUUGGUUCAAACAAGGAAGUCAGAAUUUUUCCCUAUGCUUUAUAGAUUGAUUUGUCUAGUUUUGACUAUUCCUGUUUCUACGGCGACCACUGAAAGAGCAUUUUCAGCUAUGAACAUCAUUAAGAAUAAACUUAGAAACAAGAUGGAAGAUGAGUUUCUUGAUGAUUGUAUGGUCCUUCACAUUGAGAAGGAAUAUGUUGAAUCUAUUGACAAUGAAUCGGUGAUCAAGGACUUUGAAGCUUGUGGAACUCGUAGAGUUAGAUUUAGUUAG